AUGAAAAGGAGUUCAAGUUUUGAUAGUUCACAAAAUGAAAAUACUACAACUACAACAAUAAUACAAAAAACAAAUAGAUAUUAUAAUGUAUCCAAAUCCAACGAACAUUUAAAUAAACCUCAAAGUAAUUUAAUACCGAAGUACAGUUUAUUUCAUGAUAAUAAUAGUAAUAAUGGUAAUAAUAAUAACAAUAAUGAAAAUAGACCAAAUAAAAUUCAAAAAACUUUAAAGAUUACAAACUCAGAAAAUGAAAAAUCAAAUAAGUUGCAAGAUUCCACCUCUUCAUCAACAACUAAUAAAUAUUAUAAUUAUAAUUUGGUUUUAGAUCAAAAACCACAGCAACAAAAUAAAAAGUUUGAAAAUGCUCAUAAUAGUAAUAACAAAUCAAAGUUACAAUUAAUAACAAAACCUAUAUUACAACAACAACAACAACAACAACAACAAGAACAAGAACAACAGCAACCGGCAAACAAUCUAAAUACUUUACCUUUAAUUAUCCAAAAAGAAAUUAUAUUUUUAUUGGUGGAUAUGGGAUAUUUUUUAACAGGUAGAAAGGUUUGUAAAUACUGGAAAAAGGUUUGUCAUGGAUGUUUAAAGGAAUUAACAAUUUAUUUUACCGAUAUACAUUUAUCAGCAUCAGUCAAACAUGUAUCAGAAAUAUUUGUAAAAUCAUUAAAUAGUGAAUAUUUAUCAUUAUCAAAAAUUUCAUUCAUAAAUGGUGCCAAAAAUUCAAUAUCCUAUAGCGAGUUUUAUUUUAAUAAUGUUAUCCUACCUUUUAUAGAAAACAUAGCGAGAUAUAAUCAAAACAUAUCAGUAUUUUGCAUUAAAGGAUUCCCAAUUUCAAGGAUUAAUAAUAAAACCAGCCAACAGCUAUCACAUACAUAUAAACUAUAUCAUUCCUCCUCAACUGCUGCAGUAGUUCCCGUGCCUAUUUCCUUACCCUCCUCACCAAUUAAUACAUCACCACAAAAAAUAAUAGAUCAACCAAAAGGUUUAUAUUUUUAUUUAACAAAUAAUAGUUUUUUAAAAACAUUAUCAUUAAAGAAUAUUAAUUUAGAUAGCAGAGGCCAAUUUGAUUUCUUUAGUUCUUUAUCAUCAAUUAACACCACUUUAGAGUCACUCACUAUUUCGGAUGGUAUAGGCGACGAAGGAAUGCAAUUACUAUCAGAUAUAUUGGAAAAAAACUUAUUGGUAAACUUAAAGAAACUUGGACUACAAAAGAAUCAAUUUACAAAUACAGCGGCAGGUUAUUUAAAUAAGGUAUUGUUAUCAAGCGAGUCCAAAAUAGAAUAUUUAGAUAUCUCAGGGAACAGAAUCGAUGAGCAAGGUUUCUAUAUGAUGAAGGGUGGUCUUAGAAGUAAUGUUCGACUGAAAACUUUAAUUUUAGCGGGUAAUAAAAUCAACAACACUGAUGAUAUCGAUUUUGGAAAUUCAAUAACUCAUUUAGAUUUAAAAUUUUCAAUGGUUGCAACUAAAAGCGUAAUUAGGGGGCUAAGUCAAUAUUUAUCAAGUAAUAGUUCAAUAACUCAUUUGGAUUUAAGCUAUAAUCAUUGCUCUGGAUCCUCAGCAAUUAAAAAACUUUCAAAAGCAUUAUGUGUCAAUCAAACUAUAAAACAUUUAGAUUUAUCGUUCAACAAGAUCAACACCUUAACUCAUUUAAUAGAUGCAUUACUAGCCAACUCUAUAGAAUCAUUAUCAUUACAAUCAAACUCAAUAGAUAAUCAAUCAGCAAUACUAUUUUCAAAAGUUUUUACCCGUAUAUCCCCAUCUUUUUCAAUGAUUAACUUAUCCUCAAAUAAAAUUGGAAUUGGUGGGUUUAAGAAAAUUUCUUCAUUAAUUUCAAAAUAUUCAAAGUCACACAUAAUUUAUAAUGAUACAGAUAAUAAUAACAGUAAUAAUAACAAUAUUUGCAAUAAUAAUAUCAAUAAUAAUAUUAAUAGCGGUGGUGAUAACAUCAAUUUUCAUGAUGGCAGUAAUAUGGGUUAUAAAAUUAAAAGGAAUUAUAAUGAGGAAGAUUUAAUAUUUUAUAAUAGCUUAAACAAUAACAAAAAUGAUGAAGAAAAUUUGACCAGUCUCAAAAUUGACUUUUCUUUAAAUCAAAUUGAAAUUCCAAGGGCUUUAAAGUUAUUACCAGACUUGAAAUUUAAAUCAAAUAAAUCAAAUAAAUCAAACAAAUCAGUGACGACAUCAGUUAGUGGUGACACCAAUCUCGAGGCAAAAAAAUAUAAACUUAUCGAAUAUUAUAUGGUUCAAUAA
Molecule: messenger RNA, 2256 nt
Organism: Dictyostelium purpureum
Lineage: Eukaryota; Evosea; Eumycetozoa; Dictyosteliales; Dictyosteliaceae
Exons: 1
Coding region: 1-2256 (751 amino acids)
Molecular function (GO): protein binding
Source: RefSeq, a predicted model, not a curated record